Eruca vesicaria subsp. sativa (arugula) is the source of this 210-nucleotide messenger RNA. The record is from the annotation of a GenBank genome assembly. Lineage: Eukaryota; Viridiplantae; Streptophyta; Magnoliopsida; Brassicales; Brassicaceae.
AUGACAUCCUUCACGACAUCUUCUUCUUCUUCCUCGCUCGUCCCCAAAACCCUACAUCCUGUAAGCCAAAUUACACGCUUCCCUACAAUCUCCAGCAUCCGCCUUGUCGGGAAAUGGAAUCAUCCUCUGAUCCGGAGCAUCUCCACCGCCGAUUCUCGCCGUUGGGUGGCGAUUGUCAAGGCUGCGACUGUGGAUUUGGAUUACUCGUAG